Messenger RNA from Musa acuminata AAA Group (dessert banana), 1360 nucleotides. RefSeq names its product embryonic protein DC-8-like. The record is from RefSeq and is a predicted model, not a curated record. NCBI's taxonomy places the organism in Eukaryota, Viridiplantae, Streptophyta, Magnoliopsida, Zingiberales, Musaceae.
GCGCGUGCAGUCUAAUUGUGGGAGUGAGAAGUGAGCAAUGUCGGUGAGGCAAGAGACACGAGAAGAGCGAGCUGAGGCCGCCGCGAGAAAGGCCGCUGACGAGCUCGCGGCCAUCCGGAGCGAACGCGGGAGACAACGGGAGGCUGAGGACGAGCGCGAGGAAAGCCUCCGCCUGCACAAGGACUACGGGCUGCAGGGCGGCGAGGAGCGGCGUGGCGGCGUCCUCGAGAGCAUCAAGGAGGGUACCAAGUCCCUCUUCGGAGUCAUAACCGGCCGGACGCAGGAGGCGGCCGAGAAGACCGCGGAGAAAGCAGGGGAGACCAAGGAUGCCACCGUGCAGAAGGCAAGGGCGGUCAAGGACUCCGCUUCGCAGAAGGCGGGGGAGACGAAGGACGAGACGGUGGAGACAGCAAGAGAGACCAAGGACUCUGCGGCGGAGAAGGCAAGGGAGAUGAAGGAUAAGACCAUGGGGAAGGCGGGGGGUUACAAAGACUACGUAGCAGACAAGGCGAAGGAGGCGAAGGACGCUACAGCGGAGAAGACGAGGAAGUACAAGGAGUCAGCGGAGGUGCGGGAGAGGGAGGCGAAAGACACUGCAGCAGAGAAGGCUAGGGAGCACAAAGGGUCGGCGGAGGAGAAGGCGAGGCAAGCUGCGGAGAAGACCAGGGAAACCAAGGACAUGGUCGCUGAGAAGACGAAGGGAACGACAGAAUCAGCCAAGCAGAAGAUGGAGGAGUACAAGGAUGCAGCAGCUGACGCGGCUCGCAAGGCCAGAGACUACUUGGCCGGGACAGGAGAAGUAACAAAGGAGAGGUUGGCGGAGGCAGAGGAGAAGGCGGAACAGAAGAUGGAAGAGGCCAAGCGAAAGGAGGAGCAAAGUCGAAGGGAGGAAGAGAGUAGGCAGUGGACUGAGGAGUAUGUCAUUGUUCUACAUGGUGAGAUUGGUCUCUUUCGAUCUCAUUUAAGAUUGACAGAUUUCUUGAAUGUGCAGGGGCAAAGAGGCGGGGGAGGGGGUUUAUUUGGUGCGAUAGGGAGCAUGGCAGAGUCGAUAAAGGAGAAGCUGAGCGUCUCCAAGGAUGAGACUGAGCCCAAGGAGGAGGAGAGACUGACGGUAGUGUGUGCAACGGUAAGGGAUGCCGAGGGCGGCGACGACGAUGUACCGCUGCGGGUAAAGGAGGCGGACCAGUCGAGCGGGCAAGGGUUCAACGACGUGGGGAAGAUGGGAGAGGAGGGAACGGGGCCGCCAUCGCUUCGCCUCAGCCGCCAUGGUGAUAAGUGAGGCCCUGUCGCUGUAUCCUUUGUAGCGACUUGGGAAACCUGCACUCUUCAGUGUGUCUGGUGUUGUUGGGCUAUGAGGUAG